UGGUCGUGUUACACCAGUAUACGUUUCUAUGUACGGACAAUAACCUCAAUCACGUAUAAUAUAUAUAUUAGAUAAAACCAUCAGUUAUAGUCCAUGACUCGAGAUCAAAUGCACUAAAAGAAAAAUGGUGGAAGUCGAAGAAAUGGAAGCACUUAGUCCCGACGAGGAGGAAGAAGAGGAAGAAGAAGAAAUAAGCUAUGAUGACCUCAAAAGACGCAUGUGGAAAGACCGAAACCUAAUGGAAAAGCUCAAGCAACAGAAACGGCACAACAACGACGUCGUUUCCUUAACAACGCACCGAGCGGAAGCUUCACGGCGCAAGAAGAUGGCUCGUUCGCAGGACUCGGUGUUGAAGUACAUGAUGAAGAUCAUGGAGGUGUGUAAAGCGAAAGGGUUUGUCUACGGAAUUGUACCGGAAAAAGGCAAACCAAUAACCGGUUCGUCCGAUAGCUUAAGACGUUGGUGGAAAGAAAACAUUCAGUUCGAACAAAACGCUCCAGACGCUAUCACUGAUUACUUAACACUUGCUGCUGCGGCCGCAGAGAUUAUUGAUAAGUCCUCAUCAUCAUCGAGCUUAUUACACAUGUUACAAGAUCUACAAGACACGACUCUUGGAUCUUUACUAUCGGCGUUAAUGCAACACUGCAUGCCGCCACAGCGGCGGUUUCCGUUAGAGAAAGGAAUCGCUCCGCCGUGGUGGCCGACGGGGACGGAGCUUUGGUGGGGAGAGCAAGGAUUAGCUCAUGAGCACGGUGCGCCGCCCUAUCGAAAGCCGCACGAUUUGAGGAAAUCGUGGAAAGUUAGUGUUCUCGCGGCUGUGAUCAAACACAUGUCACCGAAUUUGGGAAGAGUACGACGUCUCGCGAGGCAAUCCAAAAGCUUACAAGAUAAAAUGAUGGCUAGAGAGACCGAUACUUGGUCUCGUGUCUUAAACCAAGAAGAGGCCCUUCUAAAUAUCAAAGACCUCAAGAUAUCGGAUGAUCAAUAUCAAGAAUCGUCGGGGUCUAAGAGAAAGGGUGAGUUUGUGGAACCGUCUAAGAGUGUUUACACUUGCCAAAACUCGAGUUGUCCUAAAAGUGAUGUAAGUUUUGGAUUCGGGGACAAGAACUCGAGGACGGGUCAUGAGAUACAGUGUCUAUACGGGCCGACCCAAGAGCCGAGCCAGGCUCCAAGUAUUGUUACUAAUACGACUAGUGAAGAUGAUUACAGUGAGAACUCGAGUGCAAUGGACAAGCGAUCUGAUGAUGAUCAUAGCAACGAUGUGAAUUGGAUGGAUUAUUUUUGGUUAGACAGGAUGCAGAACGAGUUACAUUGCUCUAGGAGAUUCGAAGAUGAUGAUGAUAAUGAUGGUACUGGAAUGGAAUUGAACCAAUUUACAGAAUCUGAUCAAUCGGACAACGUGAACCAGAGUACAUUUUCAGUUUGGGACAUGGUUUGUGAAGACAAAGACAUAUAUAGCUUCGAUUAUUAGUUAAGCUUGUUACUACUCUGUUAUGGAAUAUGCUUUACAUGUACCUAAAGUCAGAACAUUUCUGUCUGUACUUGUGUUCUCUAGUUGCAUGUAUGAUCUAUCUACCUAUACAAUUCAAUACAAUUUUAUAUCUCAUAUUA
Molecule: messenger RNA, 1611 nt
Organism: Camelina sativa (false flax)
Lineage: Eukaryota; Viridiplantae; Streptophyta; Magnoliopsida; Brassicales; Brassicaceae
Source: RefSeq, a predicted model, not a curated record